AUUACCUUCCAGGCGCCCCUCCUUCCUUUACCUCGGACUACGCGAGCCUCCGUCAGGUCGAUCUUCACUCAGCAGAACUCUCGUCAUGAUUCUGCAGGCUCUUUUCGAAUGCUUUGACCUGAGCAGCUUGCUGCUGUUUGCUUUUGUUGUGCUGCUGUUGACGGAUGUGGUCCGAAACUGGAGACCCGGCAGUUUCCCGCCUGGACCCUGGGCCGUGCCUUUUCUGGGGAAUGUCUUUACCCGAACCGACUACAAAACUAUGGAGAAUCUUGCAAAGGAGUACGGCCCGGUGUUCAGCCUGAGGAAAGGCAGUGAGAGGAUGGUGUUUGUUUGGGGUUACAAGAUGGUCAAAGAAGCGCUCGUUACCCAGCUGGACAGCUUCGUAGAUCGGCCCGUUGUCCAACUCUUCCAUAAGUAUUUCAAAGGCAUGGGCAUCGUAAUGAGCAAUGGCUACCUGUGGAAGAACCAGAGGAAAUUUGCCAACACUCACCUGCGAAACUUUGGCGGAGGCCACAGGUCCCUAGAAAACUACAUUGAGGCGGAAUGUCACUUCAUUCGUGAGGCGUUCAAAGAGGAACAAGGAAAGCCCUUCGACCCUAUGUACAUCAUAACAAACGCUGUAAGUAACAUCAUCUCCUCCGUGCUCUUCGGACGCCGCUUUGAGUACAGCGACGGGACUUUUCGCAAGUUCCUAGAGUUGGAUAACGAGGCGAUUGCGCUCGCCACCGCCGAGGUUGUACAGCUUUGCGACGCCUUCCCCCGCCUGCUCAAUUACCUGCCUGGCCCACACAAGAAGGUGCACGCCAACUACCGGGACAUCAUGCUCUUUCUGCAGAAGGAAGUGGAGAAGCACCGGGAAGAGUGGAACCCGGAAGAACCCCGGGAUUAUAUUGACGUGUUCCUCGGCGAGAUAGAGAAGAGGAAGGAAGACCCGCAGGCCGGCUUUAACAUUGAAUCCCUGGUGGUUAGCACUCUCGACAUGGUGGAGGCCGGCACAGAAACCUCCGCCACAACCUUACGCUGGGCUCUAGUCUACAUGCUGCACUACCCGGAGAUACAGGAGGAGGUCCAGGCGGAGAUCGACAGAGUGAUCGGACAGGCUCGCCAACCCACAUUGGCCGACAGACCCAACAUGCCCUACACCGAGGCCGUCAUCCAUGAAACUCUGAGGAUGGGGGACAUAAUUCCUUUGGGGUUCCCCAAGAUGGCCAGUCACGAUGCUACACUGGGAGGAUAUGUCAUCCCAAAGGGCACAGCCAUCACCACCAUCCUAACAUCCGUGCUUUACGACAAGAGCGAGUGGGAGACCCCAGACAGGUUCAACCCUCAACACUUCUUGGGUUCAGAAGGCCAAUUCCGCAGAAGAAAUGCAUUUCUACCAUUCUCAGCAGGUAAGCGUUCGUGUUUGGGGGAGCAGCUGGCCAGGAUGGAGCUGUUCCUUUUCUUCACGACUCUGAUGCAACACUUCACCUUCACCGCCAUUCCGGGGGAGAUGCCGAACCUGGAGGGUGUGAUGGGCUUCACGCACUCUCCCGGACAGUUCAGGCUUCUUGCGGUGCCUCGCGCUUCUUCUACACUCCUACUUGCGCUCCUCCUACUCUCCUACUUGUGCUCCGACGUGCACUUCUACCACACUCCUCCUACACUCCUACUUCUACAGGUGCUUCUACUACACUCCUCCUACACUCCUACUUCUACUCCGACAGGCGCUUCUUCUACACUCCUACUUGCGCUCCUCCUACUCUCCUACUUGCGCUCCUCCUCCCACUCUCCUACUUGUGCUCUGCCGGGCACUUCUACUACACUCUUCCUACACUCCUACUUCUACUCCGACAGGCGCUUCUUCUACACUCCUACUUGCGCUCCUCCUACUCUCCUACUUGCGCUCCGACGUGCACUUCUACCACACUCCUCCUACACUCCUACUUCUACAGGUGCUUCUACUACACUCCUCCUACACUCCUACUUCUACUCCGACAGGCGCUUCUUCUACACUCCUACUUGUGCUCCUCCUACUCUCCUACUUGCGCUCCUCCUACUCUCCUACUUGUGCUCCUCCUACUCUCCUACUUGCGCUCCUCCUACUCUCCUACUUGUGCUCCUCCUACUCUCCUACUUGUGCUCCGCCGGGCACUUCUACUACACUCCCCCUACACUCCGGUUGCACUCCACCAUGUGGGCAUCUGCAUUGUUCCUGGGAUGUAACAUGUGGGCGUUGCUGCUCUCAGGUUUGGCUCUUCUCCUGGCAGUCUUUUAUUUCAAGCAAAAGGAGCGGUGUGACUUCCCACCAGGACCGCCGGCUCUACCCGUCUUUGGGAACGUCUUCCACGUGGCCAUCAAGCAGCCUCACAGGUACCUGACACAGCUGGCCCAGAACUACGGCGACGUCUUCUGCCUGCGCCUGGGGAGCGAGCGCUGGGUGUUUGUGUGUGGCUGGAAGAUGCUCAGAGAAGUCCUGGUCACGCAAGCCCACAACUUUGCUGACCGGCCCCGCAACCCCGUCUUAGCCAGGAUGUACCCCCCCAGCACAGGGGGUCUCCUGGCCAGCAGUGGCGAGGUGUGGCGGAGUCAGCGUCACUUCGCCAUGGCGACGCUGCGCAGGUUGGGCCUGAGUGACGGCAGCAUCGAGAGCAACAUCUGGCAGGAGAGUCAACAUCUGCAGGAGGCCGUGGAGCAGCAGUCAGGUGAGCCGUUCGACCCUGCGAGCGUGUUGAACAGCGCCGCGGCCAACAUCAUCUGCCAGCUGGUGUUCGGCAAAAGGUUUGACUACCACGACCGCCACUUGCAGCAGCUACACCGCGGCCUGGCGGACAUGAUCUACCUGGAAGGUUCCGUGUGGGCUCGGCUGUACGAUGCUUUCCCAGGACUGAUGGAACAUCUUCCAGGACCUCACAACAGGAUGUUCGGAACCUUCCGAGCUCUGCAGGACUUCAUCGCCUGCGAGAUGGAGAAGCACAAGUUGGACUUGGACUGCGACAAGCCGGGAGACUACAUGGACGCCUUCCUGCUGGAGACGCGAGACAAAGAGAACGCUCCACUGGGUUUUGAUGAGGAAAAUCUGGUCCUGUGCUGUCUGGACCUGUUUGUUGCGGGGACCGAGACCGUCUCCAAGACGCUGCAGUGGGGCCUCGUCUUCCUCAUCAAGCACCCUGAGGUGCAGAACAAAGUGCAGGAGGAGAUAGAGCGAGUGCUCGGGACUCGCGGUCCUACGAUGGCUGACAGAACCAACAUGCCUUACACCAACGCAGUCAUCCAUGAGAUCCAGAGGAUGGCCAAUGUUGUUCCUCUCAACGGACCAAGAGUGGCCACCAAAGACACUCAACUGGGGGGCUACACCAUCCCCAAGGGAAGUAACGUUCUGACCAUCCUGACGUCGGUGCUCUUCGACCAGAACCAGUGGGAAACGCCUCAGGUCUUCAAUCCAGGACACUUCCUGGACGCUGAUGGCAGUUUUGUCAAGAAGAAGAACUUCAUCCCUUUUUCUGCAGGCAAGCGUGUUUGCAUCGGAGAGAGUUUGGCCAAGAUGGAAGUUUUCUUGUUUCUCACCAGUUUGCUGCAAAAGUUCACCUUCUGGACUUUGGCCGAGGAGCAGCUGAGCUACCAGGGUGUCGUCGGACUGACUCACUCUCCUCAUCCUUUCAGGGUCUACGCCCACGCGCGCUAACUCCGCAGUCCGACUCAGAACUUCUUGCUCUUGAAGAAUCAUC
Messenger RNA from Entelurus aequoreus (snake pipefish), 3707 nucleotides. RefSeq lists its product as uncharacterized. The record is from RefSeq and is a predicted model, not a curated record. NCBI's taxonomy places the organism in Eukaryota, Metazoa, Chordata, Actinopteri, Syngnathiformes, Syngnathidae. The transcript has 18 exons. Bases 86 to 3664 code for a protein of 1192 amino acids. Gene Ontology annotation, cellular component: intracellular membrane-bounded organelle; cytoplasm. Gene Ontology annotation, molecular function: oxidoreductase activity, acting on paired donors, with incorporation or reduction of molecular oxygen, reduced flavin or flavoprotein as one donor, and incorporation of one atom of oxygen; iron ion binding; heme binding. Gene Ontology annotation, biological process: xenobiotic metabolic process.